This is a messenger RNA of Arabidopsis arenosa, 1189 nucleotides long. The record is from the annotation of a GenBank genome assembly. Lineage: Eukaryota; Viridiplantae; Streptophyta; Magnoliopsida; Brassicales; Brassicaceae.
CAAAUUGGGGUUUAGGGUUUUCUAAAUUGAGAAAAGUUUCGUUAAUGAUGAAGGCUGCGAUGAAUCCACAGCUACUUGAGGAUGAUGAUGACGACGGAGCAGGAAGUGACGAUUUGAUGGAUGAUGAUGUCUGCGUGGCGGAGCAAAUAGGCGUAGAGGGUGUUUCAACGAGAACAAGUGAGCUCACUCUCUCUUUUGAAGGAGAGGUCUAUGUCUUCCCUGCUGUCACACCUCACAAGGUGCAAACUGUUCUCUUGCUAUUGGGAGGGCGUGAUAUACCUACUGCUGUUCCUACACUUGAGCUUCCAUUUGAGAAUAGCAGGGGUGUGGGUAAUAAUCCCAGGCGAUCAAAUCUGUCAAGAAGACUAGCUUCUCUAGUUAGGUUCCGUGAGAAGCGUAAGGAACGAUCUUUUGACAAGAAAAUAAGAUAUAAUGUGCGAAAAGAAAUUGCUCAGAGGAUGCACCGUAAGAAUGGACAGUUUGCAUCCGUUAGAGAAGGUUCAGGUGGUUCGAACUGGGAAUCUACCCAGAGUGGCCUUCAAGAUGGCACAUUGCACUCUGAAACUGCCACUAGGAGAUGUGAGCACUGUGGGGUUAAUGAAAGUAAUACUCCUGCAAUGCGCCGAGGGCCAGCCGGACCGAGGACUUUGUGUAAUGCUUGUGGUCUAAUGUGGGCCAAUAAGGGAACGUUGAGAGAUCUCAGCAAAGGAGCCAGGACUCUUUCUGUUUCUCAGACUGAACCUGAAAACCAAAUGGAUAUCAAACCACUGUACAAAGAAGACUCAAGCAAGCAAGACGAAGAUGGAGUUUCAGUAGAUCCUUCUAAAGCAAUAGGAGAGCUUCCCAUUGAAACCAAUGGCAAUCCCGAUAUUAAGGGUUUGCAAGAAGCAGAUGAAGAUUUGGCCAGUUAUUUGCCUGUUGAAAUGUUGUCCGCAUCGGCCGAUGAUGAUUAUGAAGAUCAGGAACCUCUUGCCAAUCUGGCUAAUCCAUCUGAUACAGACUUUGAUCUACCUUCUAGCUUUGAUUAGUUAGAAGCACAUCAGGUAGGUAUGAUAUUCACCAGACAGAUGCUUUAACAUGACUAUUAGAUGCGUAUCUGUGAGGCUGCUUCAUCAGACGGAACACAGCUUUGUCCAAUGAGGCAAGCUCGUGUAGUUGUAACAAUAGAAAAUAAAUAAAUACACAAGUU